Molecule: messenger RNA, 1023 nt
Organism: Moesziomyces antarcticus
Lineage: Eukaryota; Fungi; Basidiomycota; Ustilaginomycetes; Ustilaginales; Ustilaginaceae
Exons: 2
Coding region: 1-1023 (340 amino acids)
Source: RefSeq, a predicted model, not a curated record
AUGGUACCGAGCUCCCGAGAGGCGCUUUCGUCUCAGACAUAUAAGUCAGCGAGCUCCUACAUGAUGCGUCGAUGGGGAGAAGGAGGAGCGAUGACAAUGUCGACACUCGACGGUGCCGUGCCGCUUGGGCUGGGUAUUACCAAGUUGAGGCUUUGGGAUGAAAUUCAUCGUGCGCACUGCGAUGAGUUUCGACCCCAUCAGGCGCAUCUAACGGACGUUCAGUCACAGAUCGGAGAAGCGGGACGAUGUAAAGUCAUCUUGCCAGCUCGUUCCUCGAGUGCUGCCCCUGCUCGGUCCAGCACCACAGAGGUCGACAGCCAGGGUGUGGUCUUGCCGCCACCACCUGCCAAACCAAGGCCGUCGUUCCGACAUCCGCCGCCGCUGGUCGCACGUCUGAAAGCAAAAGCUCGACGGGCGAGGCGCAAGCAGCACAAAGCCGAGCAUCGGCGCCGACUCUUCCUCUCGCACAUGGUUAAAAUGACCAACCUCGUCCGACGCCUCACGUCUCGCCAUCCUUCACCCUCUCAACUAUCGCGUCAAGGGUCUCUGCACGCACUGUCGCUGCUACCCGAGGCAACAGGCGUCGAUGUGUCGCGUUUCGUCGAUAUCGUCUUUGACACCGACGCGCAGUCAUCCGAGAUCACAGCACCGUCCGAGAUGUCCGAUCAGGAUCUGGCACAUGCCACGCGCGCAGAGAUCGAGACGCGCAUUCGGAUGGCUGGCGCCGACGUCGUGGUGCCAAAGGGCGUCUACCGCUGGAUGGUCGCCAGCGACUUUGCCAAACGCUGGCCCAGCAAGGUGCGCCACGUAAGGGAGAAUCCUUGGAAGGGACUAGAGCAUGUCUGGGGUCUCCCGUCUAGUGGGGGUGGUGGAGAGGGACCAGACCGCGAACCAGUGCGAUGGCAAAGCGGACCAAGAAGCCGAUUUCUUCGACGCAACCACGCGAAAGUACACGAACCCACAGCUGCCCCCGGCCUCGAGACCGAGCCGCAGCAAACAGGUCCUCGGAAGAGUGAAAGCUAA